This is a messenger RNA of Mesoplodon densirostris (Blainville's beaked whale), 5789 nucleotides long. RefSeq names its product inositol 1,4,5-trisphosphate receptor interacting protein (gene ITPRIP). Lineage: Eukaryota; Metazoa; Chordata; Mammalia; Artiodactyla; Ziphiidae. Bases 237 to 1907 code for a protein of 556 amino acids. The record is from RefSeq and is a predicted model, not a curated record. The transcript is spliced from 2 exons. Gene Ontology annotation, cellular component: membrane. Gene Ontology annotation, molecular function: protein kinase inhibitor activity.
ACAUCCAGGAAAUGAGUAAGUCUGAAGCCCUUUAGAGCCUGUUGAUGGGGGCCGGAAGGCGGGAGCCGGCCGGGGUAUCGCCGUCAACGUCCCUCUAAUUACCGGGCCGGACGCUCAGCCGCAGCCGCCGCCAGACAGCGGAUUCGGGGCUCCCGGGACCCGCGAGCGCAGCCGGGGCUCGCGCGGUCUCUCCGGAGGCAGAGAGCGGGGACCAAAGCUGAACGAAAGCUGCAGCCAUGGCGCUGGGGCUCUUCCGGGUGUGCCUGGUGGUGGUGACGGCCAUCAUCAACCACCCGCUGCUGUUCCCGCGAGAGAACGCCACGGUCCCCGAGAACGAGGAGGAGAUCAUCCGCCAGAUGCAGGCGCACCAGGAGAAGCUGCAGCUGGAGCGGCUGCGCCUGGAGGAGGAGGUGGCGCGGCUGGCGGCCGAGAAGGAGGCCGAGAAGGAGGCGCUGGAGCGCAUAGCGGAGGAGGCCGAGCAGCAGAAUGAGAGCCGCGCCGCCUGGGACCUGUGGAGCACCCUCUGCAUGAUCCUCUUCCUGGUGAUCGAGGUGUGGCGGCAGGACCACCAGGACGCGCCCUCGCUCGAGUGCCUGGGCGCCGACGAGGACGAGCUGCCCGGCCUGGAAGGCGCCCCCCUCCGGGGUCUCACCCUGCCCAACAAAGCCACGCUCGACCACUUUUACGAACGCUGCAUCCGGGGGGCCCCGGCCGACGCCUCCCGCACCCGGGAGUUUGUGGAAGGCUUCGUGGAUGAUUUGCUGGAAGCCCUGAGGAGCCUGUGCAGCCGGGACGCGGACAUGGAGGUGGAGGACUUCAUCGGCGUGGACAGCAUGUAUGAGAACUGGCAGGUGAACAGGCCGCUGCUGUGCGACCUCUUUGUGCCCUUCAUGCCGCCGGAGCCCUACCGCUUCCACCCAGAGCUCUGGUGCUCCAGCCGCUCUGUGCCCUUGGACCGCCAGGGCUACAGCCAGAUCAAGGUGGUCCGGGCUGACGAGGACACGCUGGGCUGUAUCUGCGGCAAGACCAAACUCGGGGAAGACAUGCUGUGUCUCCUCCACGGCAAAAACAAUGUGGUGCGGCCAGGCAGUGAGGCGGAAGACCCGCUGUGCGUCGGAGACUCCCCGUACCUGGACACGAUGCGAGUCCUGAAGUGGUUCCAGACGGCCCUCACCAGAGCCUGGCACCGCAUCAACCACAAGUACGAGUUCGACCUGGCCUUUGGCCAGCUGGACACCCCGGGGUCCCUCAAGAUCAGGUUCCGCUCGGGGAAGUUCAUGCCCUUCAACCUGAUUCCUGUGAUCCAGUAUGAUGACUCCGACCUGUACUUGGUCUCCCAUCUUACCAGGGAGCCCUGUGGGGCGACCCCGCCAUCCAGCACAGAUUGGCUCCUGUCCUUCGCUGUCUAUGAGCGCCACUUCCUUAGGAUGACCUCGAAGGCGCUGCCCGAGGGCGCCUGCCACCUCAGCUGCUUACAGAUUGCCUCCUUCCUGCUCUCCAAACAGAGCCGCCUGACCGGCCCCAGCAGGCUCAGCAACUACCACCUGAAGACCGCCCUGCUGCACCUCCUGCUCGCCCGGCGGCCAGCCGCCUGGAAGGCUGAGCAGCUCGAUGCUCGUCUGCACGAGCUGCUGUGCUUCCUGGAGAAGAGCCUGCUGGAGAAGAAGCUCCAUCACUUUUUCAUCGGCAAUUGCAAGGUGCCCGAGGCCAUGGGGCUCCCUGAGGCCGUACGCAGGGCUGAGCCUCUCAACCUCUUCCGGCCCUUUGUCCUGCAGCGAAGUCUCUACCGGAAGACAGUGGACUCCUUCUAUGAGAUGCUCAAGAAUGCCCCAGCGCUCAUUAGCGAGUAUUCCCUCCAUAUUCCCUCAGACCAUGGCAGCCUGCCCUCAAAAGCUGUCAUCUUGUAGAGCAUCCACGACCCAGAGGGCCAGGACACAAGGCAUCCUACAUGUCCACACUCCUGGGGGCAUGUGCAGGCCCUGUCCUGGGAAAAUGACAGGCUUUGUAGGGCGCCGUGGCUCAGCCUCCCGGGGGAGCCAGACCCUAUAGCACAGAGGAAACAGAAUUCCAGGCCAAAGCUGGUUUGCUUUCAUGCCGUUGGGGCUUGCUGGUGAAGCUGUUGUCUGGGUUUGGGGACUGAUCCUUUGCAGCUUACUUUUGGAUCACCACCAAUGGCCAAGAUGAUGACAGAACUCUAUGGACGCUGAGUUACAGACAAUGCAAACAUCGACUUGGGUGUGAUUCUUUUUACAUCCCAGGUCCAGUCUUUACUUGAAUAUCAACAAAAGAUCUACAGGAAUGCUAACAGGGACCCGUGUUAAGACCUUGCACCCCGAUUUAUAGUAACCCUUGACCCCAGGCAUCUGCAACCAAGCAAUGGGCACCAGUGUGGGAAUUUGCAGUGUUCCAUCCACAGCCUGCACAGUAGGGGUCCCCACUGUGGCUGCCAUUUUUAUACUAUUUAGAGAAAAGACCUAGAGAGAUUCAAGGCCCCAGGUGGCUAAUGUCUCUGUUACACAGAAGUGGGCACUUGGUGGCAGACAGAAGUUUAAGCUAGCCGUUGUUUCCGCUACACCUCUCACUCAGGGUGCACCCCCUUUUCUCUGCCCCUUCUCCCAGGAUGCUAUGUCCUGAACCCUGUGGGUGCCACAUACCACGCUGGGUACAAGCAUGGUAUGUGGGCCCCUCCCCCUCGUUAUUCUCUCCACAACUGGUCUCUCUGGCCACCAGUAUGUUGGGAGGUGGGGGGCACUGAAGAUAGACGAUGAGAGAGAAAGAGGAGCACAGGGUCACUGGGGCAAAGGGCAGAGCCUGGUACCUGGGGUCUGGUUUGCAGUCUGGCCGCUGAUGCCCAGUUCAGAGAAGGUCGUAGAGCUGAGGUGAGGGAUGCUGUAGCCCCGAGUUUUCCUCAGGGUUCCAGUCCUAGAGCAGGGCGUGCCUGGAAACAAGAUUGCUGUGGAAACCCAGCUCCACAUGCAGGCCCCCAAAUCCCCUUGGCUGUUCAUUCCAGUGGGGCUCCCUCACUGCACAGAACCCUCCCUUCUGGAUGGGCCUUCCUGGCCACACAGAUGACCAACACCCUAAGAACCUGACAGAGGCUUGGCUGACUGGGACACGUAAGGACAGACUACAAGCACAGCCCUCAGACCUCAGAGAGGCCACCUUGGCACUGCUGGGCUGCAGUCCCUGGGCAAGCACCAGAGCCGGUGCUCAGAGCUGGCCUCAGUCUCCAGGCCUGGUUCAGGGGGACUGGGAAGCCACUCCCUCCUCCAGUUAUGGCUUCACUUGCCCUUUGGGAGCUCCUCUCUUGGCAUUGCCUCAGUAACCUUUGCAGGGGGCCAAGGGGAAGCAAGAAUGAGUGCUCCUUCCCCAGCACUCUCCUUCCAUGGUUGAAACUGGCCGUGCCUCCCAGACACGUACCCAAUUCCUCAGGGGUGUCGGGCUCACCAUGAACUGAAGAAAGGAUCCUGUCUCUACCCCAGGAGUGCUCUCACCUAGCCUCGGAGUGUUCUAGAAGAUGGACAGUUUGCCUGACAGGGCUAAUUCACAGUAGGAGGCUCAGCUGUUAUGGGGCAUCGAAGCCCAGAGGAAGCUGUAGGAAGCUUCCUUCCAUGUGAGCUGGGGUUAGACUGAGCAGCACCUGGGUCUGCCCCUCCCCAGGCCCACAUGGUCUCCAACAGUAACCCCAAAGCCCCAUUUCCAGUUUGGGGGAAUUUCCUUAUUUAUUGUCACCCAUGCCUUUCCUUUCCCAUCCUCAUCCUCAUCUGAUGUGCUUUGAGGAGACCCCAGCAACCAAGAACCAGCCUCCAGAAGCCAAGACCAAGCCUGAAUCUCCCUCGGCUUCCCCUUUGCUUCCAGGAGAAAAUUACCUUCUGGCCUCUUGUUUAUACAGAGACAACAACUCAGCGGGGAAAUGGGGAUCUUUUAUGUACCAAAGCUGCUUCUGAAGCAGAGAGCAGCGGGACUUUUGGUGUUUCAUGCUGCCUUAUUUAUGUUAAAGGAAGAAUUAAAUUCUUGCAAGGAGUAGAAACUGGUCACAAUGUUUGUUUUUAACUUCAGGAAAGCUGUGAGCUUCCCAGGGCAGAGCUGAGGAGGGGGUGGAUUUCCUACUGACACGCGGAAGCUUUCACUCCCUUUUUAUUCUUACGCUUUCAGGAAAUUUAAAAAAUAGCAAAACAGAAUAUUUCUGGCCCAUCUUUGAGGCAGCCUGCAGAGUUCCAGAAAGGGCCUUUGAAAGCAGGCUAUAGGGUGGAUUCCAGCACAAAACCUUAUUUCACAGAGCUGAUGUGUGCAAAGAAUGUGGGCCCUGGGAGUAAUGUGAAGCUUUUGGCUUGAAGGAGAGAGAUUGUCUUUUAAACAGAAGAGUUCUAGACCUUCAGGUCACUUAGGCCUUUCCACUAAGGACAGCUUUCUCCGAGGGAUCUCUUUCCUUCCCGAGCAUGCUUGACAUUACCCAGCAUCUGCUCACUUGCUGUACCAAAUGCCCCAGGACUUUUGCUGCACCUCUUGACAAGUGAAGUGAGCAGGGCUGACCUGAGCCACAAGGUCGGUUAGGUUGAACGAGGGCCUCUCCUCCUCAAAAGCCCCAGCCCCUCUCUCUGCCUUGUCAAAGCACAGCCUGGCCGUCCAGUGGUUAGUACUCUGCACUUCCACUGCAGGGGGCACGGGUUCAAUCCCUCGUCCAGGAACUAAGAUCCUGCAGGCCAUGAUGCAUGACCAAAAAAAAAGAAAAAAAAGCACAGCUUGGGUUGAGAACGUGGUUUGUAAUCAAACCAGCCAGCACUGGUUUGUUUGUAAUCAUGGGUGUCAUCAGAAUCCUAUGGAGAGCUAGGUCAAAUGCCCAGACCCCACCUUGAACCUACACGGCAACCAGGUAAGGCUCUAUUUCUAAAGCGCCCUCAAGUGACUGAUGACACCCCUAGCUGAGGAUGACUCUUCACUUCCUUUCCAAAUAGAAAGUGAAAGAAAACCCAAGUGGACUGCUUUCCCUACAAAACUGUUGGGAGAAAGGCCUGGUAGAAGCCGAUGAGCCUGCUUGGGAUCUAUGGUCCAAGCGGCAUCUGCCACACCACAGACGUCCGUGAGUCCACCCACACUUACACUAGUGGUAUGAGAAGCAGAGAGGGGAUGGGGGAGGCAAAACUGGUGAGCACUCCUUUCUAGCAGGUCACGCAUGGGUAUCACCGGGGCACAGGUUCCUGGGCCACACUGCAGACUUCAGUGGAAUCUCUAGGAGUCCAACACAGGAAUCUGCUUUCUGCCGAGUUUCCCAGGUGAUGCUGGAAGUCCAAGAACCCCUGAGACUGGGGGAUUAGGGAGGGCCUCACGGCAGGGCGCUGCCAGAUACUGUUUGUAAAAGAUGGGCAGGACUGACCAGGAAAAGCAUUUCAGCCAGAGCCAUGGAGCGAGGGCAGGAAAGCACCAUAGAUGUAGGCAACAUUUAAGUAGCACGUACUGUGUGCCAAGCCUCCUUCCAGAGCGGGGUUGGUAGCAGCGGUGGCAGCAGGGAGUGACUGUCCUGGAAGUUCUAACGUCAGUCACUCAGCAGAGCGGGAUUCAGAACAUUCUCAUGCCCCGUCUGGCCUCCGCCUCAUGGGAUAGCGCGGGAAAGUUGUUUGGUUUGACCACAAGCAGAGAGCCAAGAGCCAUGCAGUGACGGAAGUGUGGGCCUUCGGCUCACCUCACCACGGCCCCCCAAUUCACCCUCCCCGGACUUGCCCCCUCCCUCUACCCUGGAGGGACAUCUUUCAAAGUUAAAGGAAGAAUUAAAUUCUUGCAAGGAGUAGAAA